Molecule: messenger RNA, 950 nt
Organism: Anastrepha obliqua
Lineage: Eukaryota; Metazoa; Arthropoda; Insecta; Diptera; Tephritidae
Exons: 3
Coding region: 123-791 (222 amino acids)
Source: RefSeq, a predicted model, not a curated record
UGUACCUGUCGAAUCGUGCGGAAGACGUGGCGUAUACGUGAUACAGUUAAUAGUGAAGAAAUUACAACAUUAUUAAUAAUACAUACCCAUAUAGGAAUAAACACUGUUCGCGUGCCCUAAGGAUGUACACUCUUAAUUAUUUAUACAAAAUACUUAUUGUUUUGUUGCUUUUCUAUACACAUCUUGGCUACAGCAGACCGCAGGCAACGGAUACAAAUACGGAAACUCCGGAGCCUUUGCGCAACGGACGCUAUGUGCCUGAAUUGCAUGGUGGUUAUCGAGGCAAGUAUAUACCUGAUGAAAGCGGCAAAUAUCGUCAUGUGCACAUACCGUAUGACGGUGGCUAUGGUGAUCGUGGCCUGGAGUAUAUACAUGAUGAACCACGUCGCAUCAAUGGAUUUGCUGGCUUGAAAUUGGGACCGAAAGAUCAUUUACGCUUCGCAAUAGAUUUCAAUUACGACGGUAGUGGUUGGCAAAUUGUGCAAUUUGAAUGGCAAAAUGACGAUGAUGAAAACAUGAAAUUUAACUAUAACUAUCAGAGUCAAUUGUGGCCGGACACAGGUGCAGAGGUCGCUGAUGAGACAACUGGUACUGAAGUGGGAAGUAGUAACGUUGAAUCGGCCGAAAAAAAUACGAACGUGCAUGUGUCGGGCGAAUACCAAGACAAUAUCUACAAUGUCAGCUAUUCAAAUGAUAAUACGCAGAAUGCACCAAGUCAAACUAACAUCCAAGCAACCAUACGAGAUGUACUAGACUAUAUACAAACGAAUAUAUUGCCUACACUCAAAUGAGUUUUGAGGUUUUCGUUGGCCGUGAAGUCCUUUCUGAUACCUUUACAAAUAAUUUUAAAUGUGACUCGCAUUAUAUAUACAUAUGUGCAUACAUACGAGUAAACUACUAUAGAGUAUUGAAAUAAAUAUCCUUUCUUAAUAAAUGUGUUUUAGCAGAGA